AUGACGCAAUUGCAGAUCACGGCCUGCCACAUGGAAGCGUCAAGGGCGGUGACGGACAUCAAGGUUGAGGAGCUCACCGCGAUGAAAGAAAAGCCGGACAUGCACCUCGUGAUCGUGGAGCAGGGUCGCACGUCCACCACCGACGAGAGGAUGGCCAAGUGCGAGAUGACCAGGUCAUUCGUGGGCGACGGCGACAGCAGCCAGAACAAUGCGGGCCAGCGCGAGCGCAAGUGGACGAAAGACCCGUCUAAGUGUAUCGACUACGACAAGCUCGACAUGGACACCCCCGAGGCGUGGAA
Messenger RNA from Prorocentrum cordatum, 299 nucleotides. The record is from the annotation of a GenBank genome assembly. Lineage: Eukaryota; Dinophyceae; Prorocentrales; Prorocentraceae.